Molecule: messenger RNA, 1950 nt
Organism: Pipistrellus nathusii (Nathusius's pipistrelle)
Lineage: Eukaryota; Metazoa; Chordata; Mammalia; Chiroptera; Vespertilionidae
Source: the annotation of a GenBank genome assembly
AUGAUCAGCCCAGCCUGGAGCAUCUUCCUCAUUGGGACUAAAAUUGGGCUGAUCCUUCAGAUGGCACCUCUUUCAGUUAUGGCUAAAUCCUGCCCAACCACGUGCCGCUGUGAUGCAGGUUUCAUUUACUGUAACGAUCGCUCUCUGACAUCCAUUCCAAUAGGAAUACCAGAGGAUGCUACAACUCUCUACCUGCAGAACAACCAAAUAAAUAAUGCUGGGAUUCCUUCAGAUUUGAAAAAGUUGCAGAAAGUAGAAAGAAUAUACCUAUACCGCAACAGUUUGGAUGAAUUUCCUACCAACCUACCAAAGUACGUAAAAGAAUUACAUUUGCAAGAAAAUAACAUAAGGACCAUCACUUAUGACUCACUUUCUAAAAUUCCCUAUCUGGAAGAAUUGCAUUUAGAUGAUAACUCCGUCUCUGCUGUGAGCAUCGAAGAGGGGGCAUUCCGAGACAGUAACUAUCUCCGACUGCUUUUUCUGUCCCGUAAUCACCUUAGCACAAUCCCCUGGGGUUUGCCCAGGACGAUAGAAGAACUACGCUUGGAUGAUAAUCGCAUAUCCACCAUCUCAUCACCAUCUCUUCAAGGUCUCACCAGCCUAAAACGCCUGGUUUUGGAUGGAAACCUGUUGAACAACCAUGGCUUAGGUGAUAAAGUGUUCUUCAACCUAGUCAACUUAACAGAACUGUCACUGGUGCGGAAUUCCCUGACCGCUGCGCCAGUAAACCUUCCAGGUUCCAACCUGAGGAGGCUUUACCUUCAAGAUAACCACAUCAACCGGGUGCCCCCGAAUGCUUUCUCUUAUCUAAGGCAGCUGUAUCGACUUGAUAUGUCCAACAAUAACCUAAGUAAUUUACCUCAGGGUAUCUUUGAUGACUUGGACAACAUAACCCAACUGAUUCUUCGCAACAACCCGUGGUACUGUGGGUGCAAGAUGAAAUGGGUACGGGACUGGUUACAGUCACUGCCUGUGAAGGUCAAUGUGCGCGGGCUCAUGUGUCAAGCCCCAGAAAAAGUGCGGGGGAUGGCUAUCAAGGACCUCAACGCAGAACUGUUUGAUUGUAAGGACCGUGCAGUUGCGAGCACCGUUCAGGUAACCACGGCAAUACCCAACACGGUGUAUCCGGCCCAAGGACAGUGGCCUGCUCCAGUGACCAAACAACCCGACAUGAAGAGCCCCAAGCUCAUUAAGGAUCAACGAACCACGGGGAGUCCAGCGAGAAAGACCAUUGUAAUUACUGUGAAAGCUGUCACCGCUGACACAAUUCAUAUCUCUUGGAAACUUGUCCUCCCUAUGACGGCUUUGAGACUCAGCUGGCUCAAACUGGGCCACAGCCCAGCGUUUGGAUCUAUAACGGAAACCAUUGUAACAGGGGAACGCAGUGAAUACCUGGUCACGGCCCUGGAGCCGGAUUCACCCUAUCGCGUCUGCCUGGUUCCCAUGGAAACCAGUAACCUCUACCUGUUUGAUGAAACUCCUGUUUGUAUUGAGACUGAAACUGCACCCCUUCGAAUGUACAACCCUACGACCACCCUGAAUCGAGAGCAAGAGAAAGAACCUUACAAAAACCCCAGUUGGCCACUGGCUGCCAUUAUUGGUGGGGCUGUGGCCCUGGUGACCAUUGCCCUUCUUGCUUUAGUGUGCUGGUAUGUUCAUAGGAACGGGUCGCUCUUCUCAAGGAACUGUGCAUACAGCAAAGGGAGGCGAAGAAAGGAUGACUAUGCGGAAGCUGGCACUAAGAAGGACAACUCCAUCCUGGAAAUCAGGGAGACUUCUUUUCAAAUGUUACCAAUAAGCAAUGAACAGAUCUCAAAGGAGGAAUUUGUAAUACAUACCAUAUUUCCUCCCAAUGGAAUGAAUCUGUACAAAAACAAUCACAGUGAAAGCAGUAGUAACCGAAGCUACAGAGACAGUGGUAUCCCAGACUCAGACCACUCACACUCAUGA